Linum tenue is the source of this 326-nucleotide messenger RNA. The record is from the annotation of a GenBank genome assembly. Lineage: Eukaryota; Viridiplantae; Streptophyta; Magnoliopsida; Malpighiales; Linaceae.
CUUGCCCACUGCCAUAAAUUCGGCGCUGCCCACUGCCAUUAAUUCUGCUUUUGCGUCGCUUCAAGCAUCUGGAUCUGACGACGGGGAGGCAGAUCGGAAGAGGGAGUAAACAGGGGAGGAUCUUUCAGCUAGAGGAGCUCUCGAGUCCACCCAUGUCUUUGUUAGAGUCUAGUAAUUCGGCUUUGUCUUCAUUCUAUCCUGUCUUUUCGAGUCAGUCAGAUACUUCUUGGCAUCUUUGGCAUAGUCGUCUGGGUCAUCCCAAUUCAUCUCGUCUUAAGUCUAUGUUCCAACAGAAUCUGCUUGGUAAUAAACCUAUUGUUUUUUCG